Lates calcarifer (barramundi perch) is the source of this 3320-nucleotide messenger RNA. RefSeq names its product putative leucine-rich repeat-containing protein DDB_G0290503. Bases 228 to 2513 code for a protein of 761 amino acids. Lineage: Eukaryota; Metazoa; Chordata; Actinopteri; Centropomidae. The record is from RefSeq and is a predicted model, not a curated record. The transcript has 11 exons.
CGCGACUCAACUCUAUUUCCCGGUGGAGAUUUUCCCGUAGGAAACUUUUUCUUUUCUUUACCUCAUACCAACAUUUCUAGUGUCUUGAUGACAAUGAGGAUUUCAUACUCUUCCUGACGGACUUUAACUUUUAUCACGUCCGGUACGUGAAUCCCGGAGGACUUCAGACAGACUUUCCAGUUCUGUUACUGGACAACAGGAGCUAUAGUAUCGACCCUCUGUCCACGAUGUCCUCCAGAGGUAAAAAUGACUUGUGCCGAAUUUGUGGCGGAGAUCUCCAGGGGAACCAAAGGCGAUGGCUGUUUGCAUGCCAAAAGAAGAAGACUGGUCAGCUUCAGACCCCGACAGAAUCCCUGAGAGGAGAAAGUCUGUCCCAGUCCUCACAGAGUAGCCCCUGGGGCAGCACAUUAUCUCUUGGUUCCUUAGCGUCUCUCUCCAAGUCCCAGUUGUCCCUGAGUUCCCAGUCCAAAGCAAUGGAUCUGCUCUCUGUGUUGACCCACAUACUGGGCCAGUCUGUGCCACGGGGCUGUGGGCAGGGGGAGUUUGUAUGUGGCAAAUGCGUGUGCGCCCUCGAGCGGGUGUUCAAAUUUGACUCAGUGAUAGCCAGGGUGAGGGUGCUUUCGUCCGAGAGGCUUCAGAAGCUGACGCAGGAGAGGGACAAGAUCAGACAGUGGGUGCGCCAUAACUACCACCAGAGACACCCACGGGACUUCAAGAGCAGGGGCAGCACCAGUGAGGAGGAUGGAGAGGCAGAGAAGGAGGGCUACAGGGAGAUGCUCAAAGAGAAUAUGGCACUCUCAGAGUAUGAGUGCUGGUCUGAGAAGUGGGACACGUGUCCGUAUUUCAUACGAACGGGUAAAAGAUGCAGAAAGGGCAAAGGAUGUGAAGGCUGUGAUUCCUUACGGGUGUCCGACUCAGAUUAUGAGUCCGUUUGUGGGGUUCCUCGCCACUUGCCUUUCCAACCCUUCUCCCCGUUGCCGCUGUCGCGGGACAAAUCCCAGAGCAUGCCCCUCAACUGGCAGAGGGUGCCAUCCAGUUGCUCCAGCCCAGCUUCACUGGUUGGAUCCAGUCUCUCCUUACAUGCGUCUUCCCGCACAGAGUCCAUUCAGUCUCUGGACUCUCUUGAUGGCAAUGACCCGUUUGAUUCACCAGGUCAUCAGUCAGUCAACUUCAUGCUGAAGGAGCUGAGAGGUAUUGAGGGGAAGCCAGUCAGUUCACCAUCAGGGAGCAGGAUCCCAGUUCUGGACAGGAAGGAUGGGAGGUCCUCUGAGAAAACUGGAGAUAUGGCGUCACCCAGAGUGAACAGGGUUCUGAACUUUGGGGAUGUGGAAAACGGAGGGGAUGAAAUGGAUGAAGAGAAUGGGGAUGUCCUAACAGAACUGAGGGACGAGUUCAUGCCUCUUCAGCGAGAGAGUGCUACUGGCAGGGUUCACCAUGCUGUCAGGCACCUGCGAGGCCAGCUGGACCAAGCUGUGUCCCGUAUCAGGACCCUGGAAGCUGAGCUGAAACACGGGAGGAGCAAACCAGCUGAAGUCAAUGGAUCAGACUGGGCACCUUUGGACCAGGAGGAGGAGGGUGGCGAUUCUCUGCUGCAGAGCCUCCGUCACUCCCUGCACAGCCGGGAGCGUCUGAUCCAGGAGUGUAUGGGUCUGAUUAGAAGACUGUGUGUGGAAGAGGGAGCAGGAACUGAGCUGGCCAACAAGCUGACUGAGAAACUGACUGAGAAUCUGAAGGAAAUUCUCUCUGACAACAAGGCUGCCCUGAAGACUCUGAAGUCUGAAAUGACUGAGAAAGAAAAGGGCAUGGAGAACGAGAUCGAGGCACUGAGGAAGGCUGGAAGAGACAGAGAGAGAGACCUUGACACGCUCAACAGCGUGCUGCAAUGCAACCAGGAUAUUAUCAAUGACUUACGGGUGGCUCUGGGGGAGAAGGAGGGACUACUGAAGGAGGUGGAGAAAGAGAAGGAGGUGUGGAGACAGAGGGACCGGGCCCUGGCUGCUGUCCUGCAGGAGAAGGACUCACUGAUUCACUGCCUCAAAGAGGAGCUGGAGAAGCGUCAGCAGGCUCUCUCUGACUCUGUGACUGGUCAGGAGAUGGCAGGGGGUGGGGCUGGGCAAGCAGCCUGGUUGGAAGACAGAGAGGGCAACAGUGCCACCUUGUGCCAGGAGGUCACCAAACUCACCACAGCCCUGCAGGAAUACCAGGACAUGGUGCAGGAUCAGCAGGAGAGUCACAAUCAGACAGUGUGUUCUCUGACGAGUCAGCUCAAAGACAUUCAGCAGAAGCUGAGGGAGAAAGAGAAGGAGAAGAAGGAGGCUGACAGAGCCUGGCAGAACAUCAGAGAGGACAGAGAGAGAGAGGAGAGGAAACUGAGGCACAGUCUGGAGAAGAGAGACAAACUCAUUGAGCAAAUCCUGUUGGAUGCAGAGGAGCGGGACCUUCUGUUUAGAGAGCUGCAGCAGAACCUGCAGAACAAACGAGAACCUGUGACAGCCAUCAAACACACACUGUGAUGUACUGUACAACAUACUGACAAGAUGCAAACUAACUGCACAUAGUUAGAGGAAUACUUUGCACUUUCUGCACCACCUUUUUGCCUCUUCAACAUAUUUAUCGUGGUGUACGUUAUUUAUAUUUAUCUUUCCAUAUUUUUAUUGGUUUGCACUUGCAGACCUGCCUUGUUCUGCCAUGGCCUGAAGGAAAGUUCAAUUUUCCACGAUUACUACUAAAACUCUCUGGGGUGAAUCAGCAAUUUCAGACUCAGAGAGUCAGAGGCAGAUUGUUUUCGGUAUGGAGGGAUGUCAGUUGUAGCUUCUUACAGCUGGAUGUUUAAUACUUGAUUUAAAAAUCACCAGAUUACUGUAUUUAGUUAUUUUUUAUUUCUAAUGGUGAGGCAGAGAUUUGAUUUCAUUUCAUGCAGUGAGAUUGUUGGUGAUAGAAACAUUUCUGAAUGGUAUGAUUGUUCAUGGAUCUGAGUAACACAUCAUGUCCUGUAGGACAGGAGCAGGUAUGAUAUUGCUUUAAACCUGAAUUCUUCUCUCUUUAUCCUAUGAAGUUCUUUGCAGUGGUGUUUUGUGUUUGUCUUUUUACUUUCUCAGUAGAGAUCUGCCAGUUUUUUUGUUUACAGUGCUAGUUUGGCACUCAUGGAGGGAAAUACUUAGGACCAAAAUUUGAUUUUUAACUGCUUUCAUUUUCUGCUUUUAUAUAUGUUUAAUUUCUUUACUUUACUUUGGUACUAUCUUCAGUGUUAACAUGUCUUGUAUUGUUACCUGGGACAUUUUCUUUUAGCUCAAGAGAAUUAAACACUCUGAUCAAAGUUA